AUGAGUGACGUUCCUUUACAACCUCCUACAGCCAGCACUAGCAAGCCAACGUCAACGGCAAGGAUUAAACCUCCUACAGCCAGCACUAGCAAGCCAACGUCAACGGCAAGCAAUAAGCCUCCUAAUAACAUGAGAUGGAAAUCUACAAAACAAGUAUUUGUCGUGGAGGAAGAAGAAUUUGACGUGGAGAAAAUUCUGGAUCAUAAAUUUGAGAAUGGCAACACAAAGUAUAAUAUAAAAUGGAAACAUUAUCCUGAUACAGACAAUUCAUGGGUAGACGAAAAAGAUAUUAAUGGAAUAGAUUUGAUUUUGGGUUAUUGGAAAACUUCAUGUGUGAAUGCCCAAAACGAGCUUCAAAAUGCUCAAAAAUGCAUCAAUGAUAAAAACAAUGAAAUUAAGCUAAUUCAAAACGAGGUUCAAAAUUUCAAAGACAGAAUUCAAAAUAUGGAGAGAUUAAAAAAUUCAGAAACCGUUGACAUGGAUAUAGAUAUUGAUCAAACUAUGAAUACCUCCGAAAAUUCCUCGGAGUAUCGUCAACAGAAUCGUAAAAAGAUAAUUCAAACGCCUACCUCGAUUCGUCAAAAGAAAUUGUCCGACAGUUCAUCUGACGAUGACACCAAUAACAAAAAUCAACCCACAAAACAAGUCAUCAAACAAGGUAUCAAAGAAGAAAUAAUUUAUAUUCUCGAUAAAGAAAUGAAAAAAAUGAAUGCGAAUUCAACUCCUCUCAACCUGGACAAAAUUAAUAAUCAGAUUAGCAAUAAAACUGUCUGCAACUGGAUACGUGUAAAUUCGAAAGUCACGUGGCAUAUAUCUCGAGCACUCGCAAAAUCAAAAGACAAAGAUGGACUUUUACGAAGAUUAAUAACGUUCUCCACGAGACUUGUUGCGCUCGCUAAUUAUGUUCCAAUAUCGAAUUUAAGCAAUUGUAUUCAUUUUGGGCGGAGUGGGGUUAAUGCAUAUAAUAAGGAAAGUGAGAAAGCAAUGUUUUCGCAUUCAUCGUUAGCUAGAUUAUCAAAAAACAAAUGGGUGGAAGUCCUUAAUCACUUGCGACAAAAGAGAGAAGAUCGGAUUGAUUAA
Messenger RNA from Ambispora gerdemannii, 1080 nucleotides. NCBI's taxonomy places the organism in Eukaryota, Fungi, Glomeromycota, Glomeromycetes, Archaeosporales, Ambisporaceae. The record is from the annotation of a GenBank genome assembly.